Symbiodinium necroappetens is the source of this 1062-nucleotide messenger RNA. The record is from the annotation of a GenBank genome assembly. NCBI's taxonomy places the organism in Eukaryota, Dinophyceae, Suessiales, Symbiodiniaceae.
AUGCUGGUCCUCUGGGACGACACCUACUUCGAAAGGCUUUGGUGCAACAUGGAGAUGGCGACUUUCGCGCGGUAUUCCGAGAGCCCGAAGAAAAUGGAGUUUGUUCCUUUGUGGCUGGCUCCAUGGCUACUGUCUGCAGUGCUGCUGGACUUGCUUGGAGUAGAGUUUUUGCGCUGCAUGGAGGCAGAUGAGGCGACCGAAAUCAUCACUCAGACGGGCAUAAAGAUGGGUUUAGCUAUGCUGGGUGAUUCGCGAGAAGCUCGUCUCUUCUUGGAGGGGUUCCUGCACAGCUUCCCAUACUUUGUCUGUUACCUGCCCAUGGCUCUGCCGAGCAUGCUUUCCUUCAAAAGCAAAAUUCAAGGGCAUCAGCUGAUGCUACAUCAGAUGGCCAGCUUCGAUAUCAAGAAGGCAAAGUGCUCUGUAGAGAGCGAUCGGCCGCUGGUGGAAGAACAGGUCGCAAUGCACUUCCAGCCCAAAUUGGAGACGGAUGUCAUUGUUGCUGGAGGUUCUGAACUAGCUCCGGAAGCCGUAGAAUCUGGAGCAUUGCGGGAGGAAGCACUGGAUAGGUUCAACAGCUACGUUCAAGGACCCCUGCGCAGCACCCUCCUGGAUUGCAUUGGGGAAGUGCACGAGGUGCCCUUUCAGUUGUGCAGUCUCUGCAUGCUACCCAUGACCACCUUCAAUGCCACUGCCAUCAUCCCUAGUGCCUGGGAGGGCUGCGGGACACUGUCAACUUUGGGGUAUGCGAGUCCGUGGGACUGGAGAUUGUGGAUGCCCUCUCUUGUGGCGUGGUGUCUUGCCCAGACCUUGGCUUAUCCAGUCACCUUCCCGAUUUUGCUGCGCCUUCUUCAGCAAGUGGAGAGUGCAACCGAGAAUGUAUGUGUGCAACUACUCUUCGGGAUACUUUGCAGCUGCUUCGUUUACGCCUACACGUUCUUCUGCUCCGGUAUCAUUUUUGGAUGUGCGAUGGUGCUGAGCCAGAGGCAGGAACAUGUCAUGCAGCUACUGCACAGUGCGAAUAAGGCAUUCCGCGGCAUUCCCCUGAAACGGUUUAGGGUUUAG